UUCUUCGGUACACGUUCAAAGGCACAAAGUGGGACGCCACGUAGCCUACACAUUACGCAAAGAUAGAUCAAACUUUGGAAGAAGGAUUCUCGAAGAAGACUUUCUCUGCUGACCUUUGUUUCUGAAAGUUUUACAAGGAUUGGAUACAUUUAAGGGGAGGGGAGAUUAUUGCAAGCACUGCUAGUUGUUCAAAGUUGUUCCAGCGGAAGACAAUUGGAUCACGUCAGUCGAGCGCAAAAGUUGUUUGAUACAGUGAAGGAAAAUGAGCCAAACAUCUGAACAGCAGCAGCAGGAUGAAGCGUGCCUCCAAGGUGAACCUGGCGAUGCCAGUAAGGACCAUCCUCAACCUCAGGCUGGCAUGGCAUGGCGAGUAGCUGGUGGGCUAUUCAGCGUCACCAAGGGUGCUGUCGGAGCCACAGUGGGAGGCGUCGCCUGGAUCGGCGGCAAGAGCCUGGAUCUGACCAAGACUGCGGUCACCUCUGUGGCAGCCGUCCCAGCCAUGGGGGUGGGCCUCGUCAAAGGGGGUGUGUCUGCCGUUGCCGGCGGUGUGUCCGCAGUCGGUUCGGCCGUCGCCAGCAAAGUUCCUGGCGGAGGAGGAAAGAAGAAGGACAAGUCCGAUUGAGCUGCCCGGCCGUGAGCGGUGGAUAUGAGAACUUUGAGGAAACUGCAGGGUUUUGCUGUUUUGUUUUUGUGGUGGGGUUUUGAAUGGCCUGGACCAUGAGUGUGUGUGUGUGCACCUCAACACCCAACACCAUGUCUUUGUAUAGGGGUCUUCUGUCCCACAGCGCAGGAGCCCCCUGUAUUUGCCUGUAAUAACCAGCGCCUCAGACUGUUGGAGCAUUUCAUUGAGUGCUGUUGUAUUUUAAGCCAAAGCGUUCUUUGGAAACAGUGCCAUCUUCCAAACAUCAUUGUAAAAAAGUAUUGAACGAGCCUUUUGUUGUUGUUGUUGUUGUUGUUGUUGUUGUGGUGGUUGAUGGUGAUGAUGAGCACCAUUUCAUUUCCCUGUGCGUGAAGAGUAUCAUACAUACAUAUAUAUCUUUUGUCUCUGUCUCUGAUGUGCUGUCCUGUGGACUCCAGCUCAGCCGGCUCAUGCUGUAGGCGUGUGCUCCAGGUGACGGGUGGGUCUCUGAAAUCAGACCCAACUUUGGGCUCCCUCUUGGGAGCGAACUCGGGAGGCGGCUGCCCGGUAGGAAGUGAUGGCCGCUCUCCAUCUUCCUGAUUGAUUCUGUGGCGGAGGUUGCUGACGGGGUGUCUGCCCGGCCCCCGCAGAGCGCCCUGCUGCCCGCACCCUCAGGGCGGGCAACCCCUCCGCGUGUCUCCGAAAAGCACCACUCAAGUGCUGACAGACGGAGUCAAACUCUUGCCUUUUGUUGGCUCUUAUCCAUAGCCACAUUCACAGACAUUCUGUACCAGUGAACUAUAGUACUCCUUGCUGUUUUCCUCCCACCAGAAAUUGAGAAAAAGGAUUUUAGUCAGACAGUCCCAGUAUGAAUUAGACUGUUAUCAGUAGCCAUGCCGAAUAUCUCCUUGUCCCCUGAGCUCUUGAACGCAGCAUUAUGUUUGCUUGGGGACUAAGACGUUACACAAGGGAGAGCUCUGUGCAAAUUGGACUAAUUUUCUUGGCAGAGAUGAUAACUAGUUUGAAGUUCUGUAGUGACCUAAAUGCUUUUCCAGUUCAAUCAAGGAUGAGACUGACAAAUAUCAGAGAGCCUGUUCUUUGUCUGUAUUCUACAAAUAAUUGUACGUACACUUUUAAAAAGCCAAAGAACAUGAUGGUUUAAUCACAUGAAUCAACAAUACUGUUGUUGGCAGUUGAAAUUACAUAUAUUUUCAUAAUUUGAACACUGCCGGCAACACGUUUGUAUUUUGUUAGGAAUUAUAUUUGAUAGUGUUUUUUUUUUCUUUUUUUCUGCAUUUUGAUGUCUGUAUUCUUAAACCUUGAAACAUCCUCUUGCAGUGGGAAAGAAAUGACCUUUCAGUGGAAAAGAGGGAUGUGUCUGAUUGUGUAGAGUGAAAGGAGGAGAGCGCAGCCAAUGGAAGCCACUGGCCUCUGCAGCUGAUGUACACAAGGGCUUUCAUAUGAAGAUGUGAAAGGUGGACUCUUGCGAAAUACUGUUCCUGUGCCUCAGUGAAAUAAAACAUUGUAAAAUGAA
This is a messenger RNA of Sardina pilchardus (European sardine), 2153 nucleotides long. RefSeq names its product transmembrane protein 263 (gene tmem263). The transcript has 3 exons. Bases 263 to 622 code for a protein of 119 amino acids. The record is from RefSeq and is a predicted model, not a curated record. NCBI's taxonomy places the organism in Eukaryota, Metazoa, Chordata, Actinopteri, Clupeiformes, Clupeidae.